This is a messenger RNA of Porites evermanni, 7628 nucleotides long. Lineage: Eukaryota; Metazoa; Cnidaria; Anthozoa; Scleractinia; Poritidae. The record is from the annotation of a GenBank genome assembly.
AUGAAGCCUCAUUUGAUCACUGUCAUUCAAGAUCAGACAGCUGGAUCUGUUGCUAGAGCUAGUGUAAGAAAGACAGUCAUAUGUUUUAAUAAAAAUGUGAUGGUAAACUUUAAGGCUGGUGAAUACAGUUACAUGAGAAAGAUGUCAGUGACACAGGCGGCUGGGAAGAAACAAUUUGAAACACACAGCAAUAUGAGAUAAAUUCAUUCUUCCCAGAAGCAAUUUUUUGAUACUUAGAUGCUUAUUACAAAAUUUAAUGUCCUCCAGAACAGAAAUAAUGACAAAUUUAUUAUUUUUCUUUUUCAGUUUUCUUUUUAUUGUUAUUGUUAAUUAAAAUGUGUUUUUCUUUGUCAUUUUCCUCGCAGCCCUUCCAAUUAACAAUCAUUUUCCUUCAAUAAAUACCACACUAAAAAUAAAAAUACUAAAAACAAACCAACCACCAUGCUUAUUCCAGUAAACUGUGCCAUGCACUUUGAUACAUGAGAGUCAGUAACAUUUUCAUUUUAGUGUACCUAAUAUUUUAAGUAAACAUUGUUUCCACCAUUUCUGAUUCAUUUGUUGUUUGGUUUACAGUGUGCUACAGCACUGGCCCUGUGCUGCUUUAUUGCAAGUGAAGAUCAUGAUGUGAGUUUUGAGUUUCAGAAGGAAUCUUAGUACUAAUUCAUGAUCAGAUUAGAGUACAAUGGAACUUCGAUUUAAUGAGCCUCUAGAUAACGAAGUCCUUGGUAUAACGAUGAAUGAUAUUCCUAGCCCCAGUAAAAGUAAACGAGAGUAAAAGAACCUCAGCAUAAGAUUAUAACAAAACAUCCUUGUAGCGAACAUAUUUGGUCAGUCUCUUGCCCCUUCUUUAUACCGAGACUUCACUGUAUAGGGUUGUUAGUUUUUCUGAGACAAAAAUGAUAGUUUCAGAAAUGCCACUUAUAUUCACUAUUGCAGAAUUCCUUAAGACCCUACAGCUGCACCAAGUGUGUCUUGUUCAGUCAUAAUAACCUUGAGAGCAUCUUUAAUGGGUGCCUUGCUGCUGUCUGCCAUGUUUUUGCUGUCCCUUCAAGUGAUCCCUAGAGCCUUAACUGUCAUAAGUCGUACCAGUUCCCCGCUUGAUUAGAAGAUGGCCUAUAUGGUCAGCAAUAGCUUGUUGUGAUAAAUUGGCCAGGGAAUCUAAAGGUACAUUCCUUUGGGUGAUCUGGAUCUGGAUCAAUGGUCCAAGAUCACCCGGAUCAUGGUACAUACAGCUAUUUCGGGAAAGGUUGUCGGAUAAAGUGCACGAGACAAGCCCGAAAUGUAUUGUGGGUGGCCUUGAGUUCACUAUUUUUCAAAGAAAUUUGAAACAAUGCCAGGAGAGGCCAUGGACAUAUGUCUGCGUGUGCUAAAGGAAAGCAACAAAAGUAAGUUCGACAGCUACAGUGUCAGGAACAGUGUAUUGAUUAUAUCCCAUAUUACCUUUUGGGAUUGUCGGGUGCACAUUUUUCCGACAACCUUUCUCGAAAUAGCUGUAUAUGAACCAAUGAAUCCUUUCCCCAGCUCGAUUCAUCAGUUCUUUUGAUGUGCUAUGACCUGAUUAAUCUUGGAUCACUGAUUCUGAUCCCGAUAAUCCCAAAAGAAAGCACCCAAAGUCAGUUAGAAGUUGAAAAGUAUUUUGAAUGACUAAUUAUGUCAGCUGGUAGUAUUUUACCUUAAAGGAAUUUAAAAAUAAUUCCUCUACAACAUUGCUUUCAGGAACUCUUUGAGUGCUCAGCUGUCCUAGAGGCAAUUUUUGACAACAAGAAGACCGUCAAGCCAGAUGAAGUUCCACUUUACAGCAGUAUUCUGUUGGCCUGGGCUCUUCUCUUGUCUAUCACGCCAGAAAAUCAAGCUUACCUUCUCAUUAACAAGUGAGUAGUAAGAGCAUGCAUGUAAUCAUCUUAAGUUUUAACUGGGCUAUUCAAUUACAUAUAUUUAUGUUUAUAUCCAUCAUUUUAAUAGCCUAAGAAAACAGCAGACAUUUGGCGACGCUACCACUGCUUUCCCCGCCAAAUGAUGUCUGAGAAACAAGCGCAGAAAAUCCAUACUGAUGACACGUCACUACCCAGAUCUAGGUAGUGACGCAUCAUCAGUGUGCAAUUUACGCGCUCGUUUCUCAGACGUCAUUUGGUGGGGAAACCAGUGGCAGCAUUGUCAAAUCGCCAAAUGUCGGCUGUUUUGUCACGCUUUUAUUUUUGUUUUGCAAUGAUUUUCCUGCAAAAUCAUGUGUGAGGAUUGAGGGUAGAAAUUCCAUACUGAUGACGUUAUCACUACCCAGUUCUGGGCAGUGCUUCCGAUAGGUUAGCUGCGAGGAAAUUUUGCUUUAGCCAAUCAUAAGCACUACUCAGAUUUGGAUAGUGACGUGUAAUCAGAAUGGAAUUUCUGAGGGGAAACGAGUGACCCAGUGCCGUCACUAAAUGUCUGCUGUUUUCUCAGGCCAUGAAUUUAUUUAUUACGAUCAGUGAUAACAUUAUUUUAAUGCUGAUUUUUCCCUCCACAAGGCACUUAAGAAGAAUGAUGUUUCUUCUUCAAACAAGUGACCUCAGUGUGCGGAUUGCUGCGGGAGAACUCUUAGCACUUAUGUAUGAGAUGGGACGCAACGUUCAUGAGGACUUUGGUUACAGAGAUCGAAAUGGCGUUUGUGACCUUAUAAGGGAACUUGCCACAGAAGGUAACAAGCACAUUGCAAAGAAAGAUCUGCGGCAACAGCGGUCAAGCUUUAGAGACAUUCUUAAAACUAUUGAGGUAUGUAAUCUUUAUUAUGCCUUGCCCCCAAAGACUUAACUGUAUAGAGCCAAAAAUAAUAUUAUGAGUUUAUAAUUAUACCAGAUGAUGAUGGAAAGGUGAUUUAUGAAGUUAUGAAAUAUAUCAUGUACUGUAUGUGUUUGUUGAACAUGAAAGGCAGUGUUUUCACCUGAUAUCAUUACAGUAAGAAGUGGGUUCUUAAAAACUAAAUUAAAGCAGAGAUUAACGCUGAUCAUUGUUUUGCUUUUGGAAGAAACACUACACUAGCCCUUUCAAGUGUUUGUUAUAACUUGUCAAAUGAGCUGAGAAAAUAUCCAACAUUUUGGGACAACACUGGUGGUUUUCCCAUGAAAUGAUGUCUGAAAAACGAGCGCAGAAAUUCCAUACUGGUGACAUGUCAGUACCCAGCUAAACAUUAGCGGGUUGCUAAUGCUGUUCUAGUUAACAUUUGUAUUGAUGUUGUUCUAUGCCAUCAUUUCUUGUUAGGAAGGUGUUGCCCCUGAAGAGGUGGUCAAGUUUGGAGCUGAGUAUAUGGAGUUAGAUAGUUGGGUUCGUCGGCGGCAGUACACUGCACUUAAAGAUGCUCUUGGCACAGGGGUAACCCUUCACUUACAGGUAAAGGAAUCUUCUUACCUUUCAUAAUCUCUUUGCUGACUCUCCUGUCAAGUGUAGCUAUUGACAAUAGUUCUCUAUACUUUGCCACCCCAAAUUCAAGGACUUGAUGGAAAGAGGGUGUAAUCAUGCGAGUGAAAAUGAUCUACAUAAGUCUUGAUAUUAUUAUUACUCUUUUUGCCAGGAAAAUGACCUGCUUCGUGACAUCUUUGACUUGGGGCCUCAGCUUAAACCCACAGAUGUUCAUAAAACAUCUCGCUAUCAAAGGGUAAGCAUUGAUAUUUGGGUUAUCAUGUGAUGCAAAAGUCCUUAUGUUUGGCUCAUGAUUUAAUGAGAAAGGAUAAACUAUAGUAUUGUCUCGGUCAUGUGUAUGAUUUGUUUUUCUGCUAAAAAGAGUUAAGGGUCUGUUAAGUGUUAAAGGUAAAAAUUUAUUUUAUACCUACAGUGGAACAGUCAAACAUUCAAACGCAAACUUUAUAUUCCAGAUUAUUUCAAUCAGUUUAGUCCCCACAUGGUGACUUGUGCGCAGUUCAAAUGUAAAACUUCUGCUAUGUUGAUUGUAAUCGAUUUAAGCUCAGCAGAAGUUUGAUGAUUCAAAUUUUGGAUGUUUUUUUUUUCAGUUUUCAUAUAUACGAUAAUAGAGUGUACAUGUCAUUUAACUCAGUGGAAAUUUGAUGUAACUUCAUUCUGUCUGCUUUCCUUGUAAUGAGGUGUCAAGAGCAGUUAAACAUAUGACUUUCAACUUAAGACAAAAGUCAUAUUAAAUUUGACUGGACGGAAUUCUGACAUUUGAACUGGACUUCGGUAACCAUAUUUAGCUAAUGAAUUGUUACACUGGAUUUUUACAAAAUAAACAAUUGAUUCUUUGCAAUGGCUUUAUCUACAGCAACUUUACAACAAUGCAGUGUCCAAAGCCAGGACGUUGGUUCGCGGAAAGAACAGGGACAAGAGAAAUGCUUUUAUGUACUGAAUAUUACAUUAAUUGAUAAAGAUUAUAACAAAACAUCCUUGUAGCGAACAUAUUUGGUCAGUCUCUUGCCCCUUCUUUAUACCGAGACUUCACUGUAUAGGGUUGUUAGUUUUUCUGAGACAAAAAUGAUAGUUUCAGAAAUGCCACUUAUCUUCACUAUUGCAGAAUUCCUUAAGACCUACAGCUGCACCAAGUGUGUCUUGUUCAGUCAUAAUAACCUUGAGAGCAUCUUUAAUGGGUGCCUUGCUGCUGUCUGCCAUGUUUUUGCUGUCCCUUCAAGUGAUCCCUAGAGCCUUAACUGUCAUAUGUCGUACCAGUUCCCCUCUUGAUUAGAACAUGGCCUAUAUGGUCAGCAAUAGCUUGUGAUAAAUUGGUCAGGGAAUCUAAGGGUACAUUCCUUUGGGUGAUCUGGAUCUGGAUCAAUGGUCCAAGAUCACUCGGAUCAUGAUGCAUCAUAUGAACUGAUGAAUCCUCUCCCCAGGUCGAUUCCUCAGUUCUUUUGAUGUGCCAUGACCUGGUUAAUCUCAGAUCACUGCUCCUGAUGUGGAUCAUCCCAAAAGAAAGCACCCAAAGUCAGUUAGAAGUUGAAAAAUAUUUUGAAUGACUAAUUAUGUCAGCUGGUAGUAUUUUACCUUAAGGGAAUUUAAAAAUAAUUCCUCUACAACAUUGCUUCCAGGAACUCUUUGAGUGUUCAGCUGUCCUAGAGGCAAUUUUUGACAACAAGAAGACCGUCAAGCCAGAUGAAGUUCCACUUUACAGCAGUAUUCUGUUGGCCUGGGCCCUUCUCUUGUCUGUCACACCAGAAAAUCAAGCUUACCUUCUCAUUAACAAGUGAGCAGUAAGAGUGUGUAAUCAUCUUAAGUUUUAACUGGGCUAUUCAGUGACGUAUAUUUCUGUUUAUAUCCAUCAUUUUAAUGGCCUGAGAAAACAGCAGACAUUUGGCGACGCUACCACUGCUUUCCCCGCCAAAUGAUGUCUGAGAAACAAGUGCAGAAAUUCCAUACUGGUGAUGCGUCACUUCUGAGGUCUGGGUAGUGCUUCUGAUUAGUCGUACUGCGUGGGAAAUUUGAUUCAACCAACCAAAAGCACUACCCAGAACUGGGUAGUGACGCGUCAUCAGUAUGGAAUUUCUGUGCUCGUUUCUCAGACGUCAUUUGCAGGGAAACCAGUGGCAGCAUUGCCAAAUCGCCAAAUGUCAGCUGUUUUCUCAAGCUGUUAUUUUUGUUUUGCAAUGGUUUUCCUGCAAAAUCAUGUGUGAGGAAUGAGGGUAGAAAUUCCAUACUGAUGACGUGGAUCACUACCCAGUUCUGGGCAGUGCUUCCAAUAGGUAAGCUGCGAGGAAAUUUUGCUUCAGCCAAUCAUAAGCACUACCCAGAUUUGGAUAGUGACAUGUAAUCAGUAUGGAAUUUAUGCACUCGUUUAUUUAUUACGAUCAGUGAUAACAUUAUUAUAAUGCUGAUUUUUCCCUCCACAAGGCACUUAAGAAGAAUGAUGUUUCUUCUUCAAACAAGUGAUCUCAGUGUGCGGAUUGCUGCGGGAGAACUCUUAGCACUUAUGUAUGAGAUGGGACGCAAUGUUCAUGAGGACUUUGGUUACAGAGAUCGAAAUGGCGUUUGUGACCUUAUAAGGGAACUUGCCACAGAAGGUAACAAGCACAUUGCAAAGAAAGAUCUGCGGCAACAGCGGUCAAGCUUUAGAGACAUUCUUAAAACUAUUGAGGUAUGUAAUCUUUAUUAUGCCUUGCCCCCAAAGACUUAACUGUAUAGAGCCAAAAAUAAUAUUAUGAGUUUAUAAUUAUACCAGAUGAUGAUGGAAAGGUGAUUUAUGAAGUUAUGAAAUAUAUCAUGUACUGUAUGUGUUUGUUGAACAUGAAAGGCAGUGUUUUCACCUGAUAUCAUUACAGUAAGAAGUGGGUUCUUAAAAACUAAAUUAAAGCAGAGAUUAACGCUGAUCAUUGUUUUGCUUUUGGAAGAAACACUACACUAGCCCUUUCAAGUGUUUGUUAUAACUUGUCAAAUGAGCUGAGAAAAUAUCCAACAUUUUGGGACAACACUGGUGGUUUUCCCAUGAAAUGAUGUCUGAAAAACGAGCGCAGAAAUUCCAUACUGGUGACAUGUCAGUACCCAGCUAAACAUUAGCGGGUUGCUAAUGCUGUUCUAGUUAACAUUUGUAUUGAUGUUGUUCUAUGCCAUCAUUUCUUGUUAGGAAGGUGUUGCCCCUGAAGAGGUGGUCAAGUUUGGAGCUGAGUAUAUGGAGUUAGAUAGUUGGGUUCGUCGGCGGCAGUACACUGCACUUAAAGAUGCUCUUGGCACAGGGGUAACCCUUCACUUACAGGUAAAGGAAUCUUCUUACCUUUCAUAAUCUCUUUGCUGACUCUCCUGUCAAGUGUAGCUAUUGACAAUAGUUCUCUAUACUUUGCCACCCCAAAUUCAAGGACUUGAUGGAAAGAGGGUGUAAUCAUGCGAGUGAAAAUGAUCUACAUAAGUCUUGAUAUUAUUAUUACUCUUUUUGCCAGGAAAAUGACCUGCUUCGUGACAUCUUUGACUUGGGGCCUCAGCUUAAACCCACAGAUGUUCAUAAAACAUCUCGCUAUCAAAGGGUAAGCAUUGAUAUUUGGGUUAUCAUGUGAUGCAAAAGUCCUUAUGUUUGGCUCAUGAUUUAAUGAGAAAGGAUAAACUAUAGUAUUGUCUCGGUCAUGUGUAUGAUUUGUUUUUCUGCUAAAAAGAGUUAAGGGUCUGUUAAGUGUUAAAGGUAAAAAUUUAUUUUAUACCUACAGUGGAACAGUCAAACAUUCAAACGCAAACUUUAUAUUCCAGAUUAUUUCAAUCAGUUUAGUCCCCACAUGGUGACUUGUGCGCAGUUCAAAUGUAAAACUUCUGCUAUGUUGAUUGUAAUCGAUUUAAGCUCAGCAGAAGUUUGAUGAUUCAAAUUUUGGAUGUUUUUUUUUUCAGUUUUCAUAUAUACGAUAAUAGAGUGUACAUGUCAUUUAACUCAGUGGAAAUUUGAUGUAACUUCAUUCUGUCUGCUUUCCUUGUAAUGAGGUGUCAAGAGCAGUUAAACAUAUGACUUUCAACUUAAGACAAAAGUCAUAUUAAAUUUGACUGGACGGAAUUCUGACAUUUGAACUGGACUUCGGUAACCAUAUUUAGCUAAUGAAUUGUUACACUGGAUUUUUACAAAAUAAACAAUUGAUUCUUUGCAAUGGCUUUAUCUACAGCAACUUUACAACAAUGCAGUGUCCAAAGCCAGGACGUUGGUUCGCGGAAAGAACAGGGACAAGAGAAAUGCUUUUAUGUACUGA